Messenger RNA from Cutaneotrichosporon cavernicola, 1605 nucleotides. RefSeq lists its product as uncharacterized. Bases 1 to 1605 code for a protein of 534 amino acids. The transcript has 11 exons. Lineage: Eukaryota; Fungi; Basidiomycota; Tremellomycetes; Trichosporonales; Trichosporonaceae. Gene Ontology annotation, molecular function: chloride channel activity. The record is from RefSeq and is a predicted model, not a curated record.
AUGUCCACAAUAACUUGCGACAAGACACCCAUCACGCCGGGGGCUAAGCGGCGGGCAAGGCCGGCGCGCCUCAACACCAAGCCUAACAUGGCCUAUGAUGACCAGCCUAGGCACAUGCUCAGUUCUUUGUUGCGGAUGCAGACGCAGGAGGACUCGAAGCCGCGGGUCUCCAAGAUCUCGUGGCUAGACGACGUGAUGGUUUACUCCUCAUCCAUUCUCCCGGUCGUCUUACGCCCCGUAGUCUUCUUCACCGCGUGGAGCGCCCUCGUCGCGGUCGCGUCGAUCGUAUGGGGAAAGGACCUUGCGCUAACGAACAAUGUCGUACCCCUGCUCUCUGUUGUCGUUGGUCUUCUUCUUGUCUUCCGAAACUCGUCGGCGUACGAGCGUUAUGCCGAGGGCCGCAAGGACUUUACUGCGCUGAUUUCGUCCGCUCGCAACCUCUCUCGCGCUGUAUGGAUCAACGUUGUCCCACCACCCGACAGAUCCAUGUCACGCCUCGAGCGCCUAGAGCUCACCCAGAAGAAGAAGGAGGUCAUCCGCCUGAUCCUCGGCUUCGUCUUCGCAACCAAGCACUACCUUCGUUCAGAGGGCGGUGCAGAGCAUACCGAUUUGCAAGGGUUACUUCCCCAAUCACUCUUCAAGUUUGUUUGGCAGGACAUGCCAGUCGACUCGGGCGAAGUGCUCGAGGACGACGCGUCCACUGGACCUUCAUCUCCAGCCGCCAUGUCGCCCCGCUCAUACUCGACCACAGCCCUCAUCGACCGCGGGGAUGAGGAACGCAUUGUCGGACUCAGUCUCGCGCCGCCCACCUCGCCCACGAGAGCAAAGUCCAACUCGUUCUCCUUUCCCCCCACGUCGCCCGUCAUCCCUCGUCCUAAGCCUAUUCGCCGCCCCGUCCGCCGUCCCACCGCAGUACGCGUUCGCCCCACGCUCACCGAGAACAAGUCGACAUCUUCACCAGGCAGCUGUCCGAACGAGCGCACGCCGCUCAUCAAGUCGGGUGUGGUCUCUGACCUCCGCCGUACCCACCAGGAAGUGGACAGCCAGGCCUCGUCCCUGAACAACGCCACACGCGACAAGCUCGGCAGCAUGGUCGAAGUCGGCCUGCCCCUCAUCAUCGCCCACGAGAUCAGCCGCACCCUCUUCCGUUUCCGCCGUAGCGGCAACUUGGAGAGCAUAGGGCCUGCGGGCUUUAACGGAAUGAGCAGCAGCGUGCAGAGCAUGAUUGACCAGCUUGGGUCCAUGGAGCCUAACGACAGUAUCCAAACACCCUUGCCAUACGUCUUCACAUCGCACCUCAAGCAGUGCGUCACGAUUUACCUCCUCUGCCUGCCGUUCGUGCUCGUCGACGUACUUGGAUGGAAGACCAUCUUUAUUGUCGCCACUACCGCGUUCACCCUCUGUGGUGUUGAGGGUAUUGCCGCGCAGGUCGAGAUGCCCUUUGGCACCGACCCGUCUGAUCUCAACCUCGACCUGUUCUGCACAGAGCUUUUGUGCGAGUGCGAGGCGACCAUGGAGCGCCUUCCGGAAGGUGACGAGGACGACGAGCUGACGUUUGUACGCUCGCCUACGCAGAUCCUCGAGGAUGAUCUGGACGGCGAGUAG